Molecule: messenger RNA, 627 nt
Organism: Stomoxys calcitrans (stable fly)
Lineage: Eukaryota; Metazoa; Arthropoda; Insecta; Diptera; Muscidae
Exons: 2
Coding region: 34-453 (139 amino acids)
Biological process (GO): sensory perception of smell
Molecular function (GO): odorant binding
Source: RefSeq, a predicted model, not a curated record
UUACUUCAUUGAGUUAGGAACUCGUAACGGUUAAUGCGUAACAUGAAGCAACUCCUAGUUAUUUGCGCAAUUAUCCUUUCGGCAUCAGCGGCCUUUGAACGACCCGAUUGGUAUCCUGAGAAUGGCUCACAGAUUGAAGCUGAUUGUAUGUCAAAAAUUGCCGUUGGUGAUGAUAUUUUGAAUAAAUUACGAAAACUCCAAAUCGAUGAUAAUGAAAAAACUCGCGACCUUAUACUUUGCUGUCUAAGAAAUACCAAUGUCUAUAGACCCGGUCAAGGUCCUGAGGCAGACCGCAUUGCUGUUGCAUUUCAACAGAGUCUUAAACUAAAUUGCGAAGAGGAUUUGAUUAAUGGCUGUAUUUCAAAAUACAAAGAUGAAAAACCCGAAAAUUAUCAAUUUUUCAGAAUCAUCAAAUGUAUCUAUGAUGAAGCUCCUGCCAGAUGUAAACCUUAAAUUUACCUAAAGAAAUGGUCAGUGGCAUACAUUUGCCCAUAUAGUGGUCCAGGUAUCAAAAAUAUAUAAAAUUGUGAUAAGGAAAGCAAAACAAGUAAAAUUGUAUUAAGAUUUUAUAUACCAAGAACCCUGGACGAUUUCAUCGUAUACACUGAAAAUUUUGUCCUAACGGAU